AAUGAAGAAUAUAAAAAUUUGGAAGAAAAACACACCAUUUCUGUAUGAUUUGGUAAUGACUCAUGCAUUGGAAUGGCCUAGUUUAACUGCUCAAUGGUUACCUGAUGUUGUUAGACCUGAAGGGAAAGAUUUUUCUGUUCACCGGUUAAUUUUAGGAACACACACGUCGGAUGAACAGAAUCAUUUGUUAAUUGCUAGUGUUCAAUUACCAAGUGAAGAUGCACAAUUUGAUGCAUCACACUAUGAUAGUGAAAAGGGAGAGUUUGGAGGAUUUGGUUCAGUUAGUGGAAAAAUAGAAAUUGAGAUUAAAAUCAAUCAUGAAGGAGAAGUAAAUCGAGCUAGAUAUAUGCCACAAAACCCUUGUAUUAUUGCAACAAAAACACCAUCUAGUGAUGUUUUAGUGUUUGAUUAUACAAAACAUCCAUCUAAACCAGACUGUGUCGGGAAGUGUCAUGUUGAUGCACAGUUAAAACAGCAUUGUGAAGAAGGAUAUGGAUUGUCAUGGAAUCCUAACCUUAAUGGAAAUUUAUUAAGUGCAUCUGAUGAUCAUACAAUUUGUCUUUGGGAUAUAAAUGCUCUUCCUCGAGAAAACAAAAUCGUUGAUGCUAAAACAAUUUUUACUGGUCAUACAGCUGUAGUUGAGGAUGUUGCCUGGCAUCUACUUCAUGAAAGUCUGUUUGGUUCUGUAGCUGAUGAUCAAAAAUUAAUGAUUUGGGAUACACGUUCAAACAACACAAAUAAACCAAGCCAUACAGUAGAUGCUCAUGUUGCUGAAGUAAAUUGCCUUUCUUUUAAUCCAUACAGUGAAUUUAUUUUAGCCACUGGUUCUGCGGACAAAACAGUUGCACUUUGGGAUCUCAGAAAUUUAAAAUUGAAACUUCAUUCAUUUGAAUCUCAUAAAGAUGAAAUAUUUCAAGUACAAUGGUCGCCUCACAAUGAAACAAUUCUUGCUUCAAGUGGUACAGAUAGGAGGUUACAUGUGUGGGAUUUAAGUAAAAUUGGAGAAGAACAGUCUGCUGAAGAUGCUGAGGAUGGUCCUCCUGAACUCUUGUUUAUUCAUGGUGGUCACACUGCAAAGAUAUCUGAUUUUUCUUGGAAUCCAAAUGAACCUUGGGUGAUAUGUUCUGUAUCUGAAGAUAAUAUCAUGCAAGUUUGGGAAAUGGUAAGUGCUCACCAUUGCACAAUUUGAGUGUAUUUGAUUUGCUUAUAUGAGUUGAAAAUAUUAAAAAUUAAAUAUUUGAGUAGAAUUAAUGAAAGAAGUAAUUUGAGGGAUGCCCAGGAAGUACAGUCAGUUUGUGUUAAUACGAAUAGCUAGGGAAAUAGUAGUUAGUUUGUUUUGCCAAAAGUUCAUAUGAAUUAUAUUCAAGGUCAAACCAAGGUC
Messenger RNA from Centruroides sculpturatus (bark scorpion), 1381 nucleotides. It is a transcript of the gene Caf1-55, whose product is annotated as histone-binding protein RBBP4. Gene Ontology annotation, biological process: regulation of gene expression. Bases 2 to 1189 code for a protein of 395 amino acids. Gene Ontology annotation, molecular function: histone binding. The record is from RefSeq and is a predicted model, not a curated record. Gene Ontology annotation, cellular component: NuRD complex; nucleus; ESC/E(Z) complex. The transcript has 12 exons. NCBI's taxonomy places the organism in Eukaryota, Metazoa, Arthropoda, Arachnida, Scorpiones, Buthidae.